Molecule: messenger RNA, 3405 nt
Organism: Symbiodinium necroappetens
Lineage: Eukaryota; Dinophyceae; Suessiales; Symbiodiniaceae
Source: the annotation of a GenBank genome assembly
AUGCCCAAUGCCAAAGUGGCCGACUUGGUGGAGGAAGUGCUUCGGCACCGUCGGGAGCACUUAGUGGAGCAGGUGCGCGCCUGGGUCACCGACCUAGAGGCUGAGAUCGAGCUGCGACUGCUGCAUGCAGACUUUCACAGGGACACCAAGGGCGCUGACGGAGGGGGCGCUGACGGCGGGGAAGGUUCCAGAGACCUGGCAGAUGCCAAGACGUCCCACCCCCACUUCCACUCCCGGCGUCUCUCCGUCUCCGAGACAGCCCACGCAGGACACAGCUACAUGUCGGCAAGCUACCAACGUGCCAAGGCCAAAGGCUCUCGAUUCCAUUUUCACAAGAAGAUCCGCUUCAAGAAGGAGUCCAUCAAUUUGAAACGCCAGCUCUCACAGCUGUCUUCCCUGCGGCAGAUGGUCAGGUCUCUGGUAAGCCACCCCCUCUUUGACUUGUUCUUUGCCCUUGUUAUCGUCUCGAACGCGGUCUAUUUGGGUAUUCGUGUUGAGACCAUGGACCCAAGAUUCCCACCCGCGCAGGCCUCCACCCUACCCGUUCAGUUGACCUACGGCGUUGUCUUCUCUCUGGAAGUCAUUCUUCGGUUGUUUGCUGCUGGACCUGCAGACUAUGCUUGCGGUUCAGACUGGGCAUGGAACUGGCUGGAUGUGGCCGUGGUUGUUUCAUCCUGGACGGCCAUCGUGAUUGACCUCGCCUACGAAGGCAGCGAUGCAGGAGUAAGUUCCAGCAUACGGAUGGUUCGAAUUAUCCGAGCCUCCAGGCUUCUUCGGAUCCUGCGCACGGUUUGGGUCAUUCGAUUUAUCGGAGCCCUCAGGACCUUAGUAGCCUCAUUGGUGGACACUCUCCGGUCACUGUUCUGGGCAUUGCUCCUCCUCUUUCUUAUCAUCUAUGUCUUUGGUAUUUUGUUUACCGACGUUGCUCUGGAGUACGUGCAGGAGAACUACCAGGCGAAUGGUGAGCUUGAUCCCAAUCUGAUAAAAUAUUUCGGAUCCCUAUACAAUUCCACCGCCACGCUCUUCCGUGCCAUCUCCGGUGGUCUUGAUUGGGACAAUGCCGCAGAGAGCCUCAACCCUGUUGGAGUGCUGUGGGUUCAAAUUUUUCACUUUUACGUGGCUUUUGUGUCCUUCGCGGUCCUGAACGUAAUGACUGGCGUUUUCUGUAACUCCGCGAUCAAAUCAGCAGAGCGUGACAUGAAGGCAAAGCUGGAAGAUCGUCAUGAUUUCAGAGCAUUAAUGAUGAAUAUCUUCAAGCAGAUCGAUGCCAGUGGUGAUGGCAAGUUGACAUUGACCGAGUUCGAAACGCUGUUCGAUUCUGAGGCCAUGAAGGCAUUGCUGGAGACAGCUGACAUAAAAGCCGCUGAUGCGUGGGGCUUAUUCGACAGCCUCGACCGAGAUGGUGACAGCUUGGUGGAUGUGAACGAGUUCAUCGAGCAAUGCUUGGAAUUACAUGGCCCAGCACGUGCUCUGGAUUUGCACACGUUGACGCGGCAGACCAUGAAAUUUGCAGAGCAGUUGGCUGCAAUAGAAAAAGCACAGCAGCAGCAACUGCGGUUUACAACAUUUCCAGCACAGAGCAAGUCUGCACCCCAGGAUGACGACCUGCAGGUGUUGCGGAAGGAGCAGGCGUUGCUCACACAACAGCUGGAAGAACAAACGUCCAUUGCAAAGCGUUUGGAGGAAAGAUGUGCCGAGCUGGAGGAUGAUCUUCGCUACAACUGGGAUUGGUGGCGUGCGAAGGCCAUCCGCCUCUCCUCCCCUUUGACAAGAUACACGGAACAGAUCCCGACACCGAGUGAAGAAGCCUUCGAGUGGAAGUGGUAUCCGACAUCGUGUCCUUGUUGCAGACGACCCCUGGACAUAACAGUCUUCACUUCGGAGAAGCCGGCUGCUGUAGCCGACGUCCCAGUGUUCAGAGAACCUCGACACGCUUACGUUUGCGUUGUCUGGGGUGCAAAUUCUGGCUACGCCCUGGGUGCUGCAGUUCUGGGCGCGAGACUCAAGGAACUGCAAGCAGAGCAAGGUGACACUGCCGACUUGAUCCUGAUGCACACCGAUGAUGUGCCCUCGAACUAUUUGGAGCAGCUUUCAAAGAUCUGGAAACUGCAAAGCAUUGAUUACAUUGACGGCGUCCCCGCCCUCUACACCACGAAGGGCACGCGCUUCGACGGAGUCUUCACCAAGCUAACUGUGACCUGGCCCAAGUUCGGAUUGCGCUCCGUGAUGCUCUUGGACAUUGACACGCUGCCAGUGAAGUCCCUCAGUGCCCUCUUUGAUCUGGAGCCCCCUGCAGCCCUCGUCCGAGGGAGCUGCGAGCUGGACCACGGCGCCGUGGUGGAUGGACGCUCCUUCUUCAGCGAGGGCGGCUGGGAGCCGGGUGGUUGGCUACAGUCCGGAGGCAUCAACGCCGGCCUGAUUCUCCUGCGGCCGUCUCACGACACCUUCGAACAGAUGCUGAGCGAGGUCACUUCCGAGCACCAUCCUGCCCACAUUGCCGGUAACGGCCCGGAGCAGGACUACCUGACCCGCUUCUUUGCGGCAGACCUUCAGCAGCCUUGGCGACACAUCGACGUGUCCUACAACUUUCAGCUGCACCACAUUCCCUUUGCGUUGGAGCAGGUAGUGCGCCACCGAAAUAGGCUUGAAUGGCAUGGCGAGUCCGACUGCGAAGAAUCAGACUGGAUGCCCCGUCGACUCAAAAUCGGUGCGGAGGACAUCAAGCUGGUACACUUCAGCGGCGAGUUGAAGUACUGGCACAUGAUGCUCUGCCACGAAAAAGACAUGGAGUUCAGCAUAGAGAGAUUUGCGGAGAAGAUGUUGGCUGAAUUCGCAUCCUAUGGAGCCUGGGUGACUGGAGAAGACGACCUUGCAGAGUACGGAGCUCAUCGCUGUGACGGUCGUAUCUUUCUGGAGGGCAAUCUUACGAAGGACAUCACGGACUUGGUGCAGAGUGCUUUCCAGCACGCUCGGGAGAUUUGCACAGCCUCUUGUUCCAUUUGGCACAGCUGUGCCCUUCGGCUCCUGGACCGCCAGCCAGGCCUGCUUCGGGAGCUGGAGUUUCCCCGCGUACCGGAGGGCUGCGCGCUGCCCGGCGCAGCUGUGCACGUGAUGUGGCCUGACAGUGGCGCAGGCAAGUUCUCAGAGGAUCUUCCACCUUAUCCGGACCCUUCCCUCAGUAUCCUGAGUUCGGAGGCUCUUGGUGGCACCCUGCCCGUGUACUGGCUGUGCACGCCGACGGGAGCUACACGGCCAGAUGCCCACACGGGAUGCUUCGUUCAGACCUCUACCCGACUUCUGACCGAGGUGCACUACCAUGCACAAGACAAGGGCUGGUCUUCCUGCAUGGAGCGAAAUGUCGAUGCUGCUCGUGUCUGGUGGGAGCGUGAGAGCUCCGAGAAUUGA